Messenger RNA from Malassezia pachydermatis, 1131 nucleotides. RefSeq lists its product as hypothetical. The coding region runs from base 1 to 1131 and encodes 376 amino acids. NCBI's taxonomy places the organism in Eukaryota, Fungi, Basidiomycota, Malasseziomycetes, Malasseziales, Malasseziaceae. The transcript has a single exon. The record is from RefSeq and is a predicted model, not a curated record.
AUGGAUUUCUUCUUCCCUACCUCCUAUGCACCUACCCACCCCACCUACUCUGCGUGGGGCUGUGGGCCUAGUGUGUUUUCCUCGCCUGUCGCUUAUGACAUGUUUGAUCUGGGCCAGGCUAUGAUGGAAGCUGAAUGGCUCGAGCAUCGUCGUGCCGCAGUACGCAUGCAGCAAUUCGUACGAAGACGGCAGCAGCAACAUGCGCUUGAGUCGAUGAUGCAGCAACUCGCAAUGGAAAACGCACGUCAGGCUGCCAUCCAUGAAGCGCAUGAACGCCGCAUGGCGAAGGCACGCGCUCAGCGCGCUGCGGAAGCCCUGCGAAAGCGUGCUGUAAAGGCAGCGGAAGCCGAGGACACGGAUAACAGCGAUGUGGUCCUCCAACUGGGUCCUUGGCUCGUCCGCCUUCCCCUGUCUAAUCUUCCAUCGUCGUCCGACUCGAAGGACGUGGAAGAUACCGAGCCGGCUGAGAAGGACCUUGCGCCUCUCACCGGGGAUACCAAUGAAACUAUCCAUGAUGAAACACCUACACCUGCGCCAGAAGAGCCGGUAUCGGCACCAACAUCGGCUUCGUCGCCAGUGCCCGUGCCUGCACCCACCGCCUCGGAACCUGUGAAGGAACGCGUCUCUCCCUCUGACCCUGUGAACGAGGCUCUUCCAACCUCUGACGACCUGUCUCAGGACGCUGAUACGGAAGAGGAAGAGGAGCCUGCUACGGACAAGGCGGCCAACCCGACUACCUCACAUGAUACCAAGUCUCAACUGCUGUUCUCGUACGAUUUCCCUUCAGCUGACACGCCCUAUGGCCUCGAAGUCCGCAAGCUGGCGCAGGCUGACCGCAUUAGCGUCGAAGCCAGCCCUCUGAAUGGCGGUAGCAUCAAAAUCAGUGGUCUUUGGAGUCCUACAGCGCCUACUUCGCAGCGCGUAAGCUCUCCACGCUCUCCGCAUGUACGUGACUGUGAUGAAGAUGGCAACGAAGUGCUUCUGCCGGAAGAUUCCGAGUCGGAGUCAGAGUCAGUGUCGGAGCGCGACCUGUUCACGGAAUCCGCCAUUUUGCCGCUCCCACGUAUGAACCUUGUGCAGGGUGUGCGCGCGGAACUCAACGACGACGGGUUCCGACUGUACAUCGACUAA